UCAAGAGCUGCAACUUUCUAAAAUUGCAGCGAUCACAUAUAUAUAUUCUUGAGCUUAAUUUUUCUGAAACAACUAUGUCAGAUCAUCAGAGAAUUUAUCCAGUUCAUGAUGUGGAGGCACCACAAAGACCAACAGCACCUUUGGUUCCUAGUAAUGCUUCUAAAUCUGAUAUGGGUGACCCUAUGGUUCAUCCACCUCUUCCUCAACGAACCAUUCCUGUGAUGCAUUCCAAGCCACCAAAGAAAAGAAGCUGUUGCUGCAAAUUCCUGUGUUGGACUUUCAGCAUAUUGCUAAUUCUGAUAAUUGCUAUAGCAAUCACAGUUGGGGCACUAUACCUUGCAUUUAGGCCAAAGCUUCCCAAAUACUCAGUGGACAAAUUGAGUAUAACCCAGUUCCAGGCUUCUAAUAAUAACAACAGCCUUCAGGUUACAUUCAAUGUGACAAUUACUGCUAGAAAUCCAAACAAGAAGAUUGGAAUAUACUAUGUGGGUGGAAGCCAUAUAAGUGCUUGGUAUAUGGACACACAAUUAUGUGAAGGGUCUUUACCAAAAUUCUACCAGGGUCAUCGUAACACUACAGUGCUUAAUCUUCCUCUAACAGGUCAAACACAAGAUGCAACUGGUCUAGAAAAUAAGGUGCAGCAGCAGCUGCAACAGACAAACAAUAUUCCACUCAAUCUUAAGGUCAAACAGCCUGUGAGGAUUAAGCUUGGUAAGUUGAAGCUCUUCAAAAUCAAUUUCAGGGUUAGGUGCAGGCUUGUGGUGGAUAGUCUUGGUGCUAAUAAUGAUAUUAGAAUUUCAAGCAAUAGCUGUAAGUUCAGGCUUAGGCUAUGAAU
Molecule: messenger RNA, 835 nt
Organism: Gastrolobium bilobum
Lineage: Eukaryota; Viridiplantae; Streptophyta; Magnoliopsida; Fabales; Fabaceae
Product: NDR1/HIN1-like protein 6
Exons: 1
Coding region: 75-833 (252 amino acids)
Cellular component (GO): plasma membrane
Source: RefSeq, a predicted model, not a curated record